CACAGUUUGUGGGCAGAAACAGGGAAGUGCAGAUUGGUGCUGUUCGCUGUCCUCUUGUACUUGUUUUGAUUGAAGCCCUGUGAUGGCAAUGGACUGGAUUGGGUUCGGCUAUGCGGCAGCCCUUGCCCUCGGAGGAUUUAUGGGAUACAAGAGAAAAGGUAGUGUGAUGUCUCUGAUGGCUGGUUUAGUUUUUGGUGGAUUAUCUGCUUACGGUGCCUUCAAAGUCUCUCGUGACCCGAGUGACAUCAAGGUCUCAUUGCUUACCUCUGGAGUCCUUUCAGUCGUGAUGGGAAUGAGAUACAAGAAAUCUGGAAAAUUAAUGCCGGCUGGCAUUAUGUCGGGGCUCAGUUUGUUGAUGGUGUUCCGACUUUUACUCCUGAUCAUGAUGUGACCGAAGAAGCAGAGAAGACGUCCUGUCUCUCAAACAACCUGCCAUUCUCCAGUUAGCUUGCUAACUCAAGUCUGCUGCUUUGUCAACUACAGAUUUAAGAUGAACUGGUAAAAGCCUUGCAGUAAAUCAUUUUCUUUUUGUUUAUGACCUUGUGCAUAAAAGUAAAUGCAUGAUUUGAGAUCAAUUUCUGUAUUGUGUUAUUACCACAAAUGUCUUCACUUGUAUUAAUGACUGGCAGCACAGCAGCAGAUAAGUGAGGGCUGCAGCUAACUAUUAUUUUACAUUAUUGAUUAAUCGUUUUCUCAAUAAAAUGUCAGCAAAUUGUAAAAAAUGCCUUUUCAGAGCCAAAGGAGACUCGACAUAUAACAGUCAAAGAACAAAACUCAAAGAUAUUAAGUUUACGGUCAUGUAUGACAAGUCAUAUCUGAGAAGAUGGGAACAGUAGAUUUUUGUUUAAAAAAUACUAAAAAAAUGAUUCCAUUAUCAAAAUAGUUGACGAUCAAUACUCUGUCAAUUAACUAAUCGUUGCAGCUCUACUAUUCUUUUUCUUGGCAGUGGGCUUAUAACUGUAAAAACUAUAAUGUCAGUUUUGCUGCUAAAACAUGAAGAUUACUAGAAUGAAAUGUUGUUGUAAAAAGUAUGUGAGGAAAAGUCUUAUUGAUUUUUGUAAUAAUAAAACUAAAUAAAUGGAUGUGAUUCUAA
Messenger RNA from Scomber japonicus (chub mackerel), 1093 nucleotides. It is a transcript of the gene tmem14a, whose product is annotated as transmembrane protein 14A. Bases 83 to 391 code for a protein of 102 amino acids. Gene Ontology annotation, biological process: regulation of heme biosynthetic process. The record is from RefSeq and is a predicted model, not a curated record. Lineage: Eukaryota; Metazoa; Chordata; Actinopteri; Scombriformes; Scombridae. The transcript has 5 exons. Gene Ontology annotation, cellular component: mitochondrial membrane.